Molecule: messenger RNA, 1854 nt
Organism: Laccaria bicolor S238N-H82
Lineage: Eukaryota; Fungi; Basidiomycota; Agaricomycetes; Agaricales; Hydnangiaceae
Exons: 1
Coding region: 1-1854 (617 amino acids)
Source: RefSeq, a predicted model, not a curated record
AUGAGUCGAAACAACACGCCAACUGUCAGCCCAAACCAGCCAUACAUAGCGACUACCCAAAUAGAUUCACCGUACGCAUCCAAUCUCCACACCAAUUAUACCCCUACGGAAUCAGAAAUUCUCGAAAUCAAGCAGCUUUUGACCGAACCUCUCAAGCGUUUAUCUAGCCUUGACGCUGAGAUCGAAAGGGUGCAAUCGAUUCUCGACGAGCUACAUCGCGAGCAUCGUGCUCUGAGUGAUGAGAUCGAGGCUCAUCGAGCACUGAUCUCGCCUAUUCGCCAACUCCCGCUCGACGUGCUCGAGGAGAUCUUCGUCCAUUGUCUCCCUAAAGGUCGCAACGCCGUCAUGAGCGCUCAGGAAGCUCCGAUUCUGCUGGGUCGCAUCUGUAGCGCGUGGAGAUCCAUCGCACUAUCAACCCCGCGGCUUUGGUCGAGCCUUCACAUACCGACACCUACGCAGAUAACCGAAACUGGGCAAGACCCUGCUCAACUAGAUCCCACAUUUAUUGCCAAGGUGGAGAGGCGCUGCGAAGCGGCACGGGAAUGGAUCAGUCGUUCAGGAGAGAGCCCCAUCUCCAUCUCUGUCUGCACUCCAAGGCAUUCCUACCCUUAUGAUUUGCAACCCUCGAACAUGAACACUUUCGAAAUUGCGAUAACGCAGAUACUCGCUUCCAGCCACCGAUGGAAAAACGUAGAUUUUAGGGCAACCGAAGACUCAUUUACUCGUCUCCAACAGCUCACAGAGGAUGAUGUACCACUGCUAGAAUCCCUGGUCAUCGCCAGCGGGCCUCUGACACAUGCAUGGGAUCCACUCGCAUCAGAUUUUGGUGGGCGCUGGACGGAAUGCUCAGGUCUUCUGUCAGCUAGGAAGUUGUGGAAGCUUUCCUUAUCGUAUCUUAGAGAGGACCUCCUCUCAUUGCCAGUGCGUUGGUCGCAGUUAACCCACCUAAAUUUGGACCUCGAUAUCUUCGGAGGGACUUCGAGGGGUCUCAGAUAUAGCGAUGUUAUCAAAGUGUUGACAAGAUGCCCACUGCUUGUGAGCUGUGGCUUGCGUUUGGGAGGCACGUCAUUUGACGUCGUUCUACAACCCGAUCACGAAGUGCCCCUAGCUGAAUACAUCCUUUCCCUUCCCCUUCUCGAGAACCUUCAUCUCAAUCUCAGCGGUAGGCGGGAUGAGUGUCAUUUGAAGCAUCUUGAUCUUCCGAGACUCUGUCAUCUCGAAAUUAAAUUUCCAAAAACAUCUAAUAUUAGUCGGCCCUCGUGGGUAGAUUUCCUCUCGCGUAAUGGUGGAUCUGUGAAGCACUUGUCCAUAGAUAUCCAUUCAUUGACUCGGGAUGAACUUUUUGGUUUCCUCGAAUCAGUCCCACUUCUCAUCCACCUCCAUAUCAGCGACCACUCCAGUUCUUUGUCUGUCGUCGAUGAUGAAGUCAUUGAUCGCCUCACUCCUUCUGGCGAAAAUUCUGAUUGUCUGUGCCCAAUGCUUGAAGAAUUUGAAUGCAAUGGGAACCAUUGCGCGAGCUUUUCCGAAGCGCAGUUGUUGUCUUUGGUUCAAAAGCGGAGUGAAUCUGAAAAGGUUGGAGUGCUGAAACGAGUAGACGCCACUUUCGAUCGCCGCGAGCCAAAGAACUUCGAUGAAUUCCUUGAUUCGCUUACUGGGACUGGGCUGAAAGUUUCUCGGCGGAACUGGACUGGUGCCGUCAUUCACCCCGAAUCAAACAACACCAAGCUAUCUACUGUUGUACAUAUCAAAUAUGCAGCAGACUCGUGGCCAUUACGAUUGGAUUCUUUUUCUCCUUGGGAUGGUCAGGAUCUGGACAGGACUCCAGGUUCCACGGAUCUUGAUUCUGACUAUUAG